Molecule: messenger RNA, 1517 nt
Organism: Mycena citricolor
Lineage: Eukaryota; Fungi; Basidiomycota; Agaricomycetes; Agaricales; Mycenaceae
Source: the annotation of a GenBank genome assembly
CUCCUUCAUGGACCUGGGCUUUUGGGCCGUGGGAACACUCCAUAGCACGGCGACCCUGUCCAUUCAGAGUGGGCCUGCGGUUUGUAUGGGCUUCGGCUCAUGCACCGUCUCAAUAUUUUCCUGUUCCGCCACGGCCACUCGGCUAGGCGGGCCGCAUUUUUUUUGGUCCCUUAUUAGCUCUGACCCUAACCCUAAAUUGAAUUAAUCACAUGCAUAUUACUUUGACGUGUGUUAAUUAGCGGCCUCACGGUCUUUCGCGCUCUUUCAGUCAGCAGACAGGGGAACUCUCAAAUCCCGAAUCGGACAUUGCUUUUUCUUCUCAUAUAUAAUCGGUCUCCCCUUUCGAUGUGAUCAGACAUAGAAAAAGCACCAUGGCCCCGAUCCGCACAGCACUCAUCGGCCUUUCAGCCAACGCACCCACAUCAUGGGCCCCAUCCGCGCAUCUGCCUUAUCUGCUCUCUGCACACGGGCGAUCGCGCUACACCAUCGUCGCAAUCCUCAACUCGUCCAAGGACUCCGCCCUGGAAGCGAUCAAGCACUACGAUCUCCCCGUGGACGCACGCGCCUACGGAUCGCCCGAGGAGCUCGCGGCCGACGCGGACGUCCAGCUCGUCGUCUGCUGCACGCGCGUCGACAAGCACUUCGGCACGGUCCUCGCGUCGGUCAAGGCUGGCAAGGACGCGUUCGUCGAGUGGCCGCUUGCGCACGAUGUGCAGCACGCGAAGCAGCUGGCGGACGCGGCCAAGGCCGCCGGCGGGCGCACGAUGGUCGGGUUCCAAGGCCGCGUGGGCUCGCUGCCGCUCAAGCUGAAGGAGAUCAUCGAGGAGGGCCGGAUCGGCAAGGUCCUGAGCACCGAGCUGCGCGUGUCGGGCGGCACCUAUGAGCGCGACAUCAUCCCAAGCACAUUCGAGUACGUGAUGAAGCGGUCUUACGGCGGGACCAUCGUCACCAUCUUCGGAGGACAUCUCUUCGACAUCGUGCAGCACGUACUGGGUGAAGCCGCCGACAUUACGCCGCACCUGCAGCUGCAGCGGCCGAUCAGCCACGUCCGCGACGCAGUGACGAACGCGAUCACCCACACCGUUGAAUCCGACGUCCCAGAUCUGUUCAUCGUCACCUCGCGCAUCGCCCAGUCGUCCACCGUCGUGCGCGAUGCGUCGCUGCUGUUCCGCUUCCGCCGCGGCCCGCCGUUCCCCGGAGAGCCGUCGCUCGUGUGGACCAUCACCGGGGAGCAGGGCGAAAUACGCGUGACGAACCAGGCGGCCUUCACGCUGCACAUCACAGCAGAGGGUGUCGAUGUUGAGCUGCACGACUUCAAAACGGACAAAGUCGAGAAGAUUGAUUGUGGUCCCUCCGAGUCUUGGCCCGAGGAUCCAAACACUCCUGUUCCCGUCUUCGGGAAGCAUGUCGGUCUGCUUUACGAACGGUUCGCGAGUGGGGGAGAGAUCACGACCUGGGACGACGCCGUAAAGAGACACGAGCAGAUUGAUGCUUUCACCGCGGGAUGGAACGCGUAG